Molecule: messenger RNA, 509 nt
Organism: Caenorhabditis auriculariae
Lineage: Eukaryota; Metazoa; Nematoda; Chromadorea; Rhabditida; Rhabditidae
Source: the annotation of a GenBank genome assembly
AUGGGCUUGAAUGGGACGAAGAAGAACGGACUUUUCUCGACUCUGGAGGCCUCCGGACUCGCAAAUUGGCAUUACAUACCUUCGAUGGGCACAGGACUCCCCAAAUCUGUUUUCCAAGGUGCUCUUUUCUCUCGGCACAAGGAAAACACAGCUGUUUGCUCUGGUUUGAAGUUCGCACUGGGCAAUUUUUCUGACGACUUUCAAAGCUCUAGCUAAUUUCACCGAGGUUUUUCGCAUAGAGAAAGGAGGAUUUUGAGCGAGAAAAAUUUCUAGACAAAAACUGAGGCGUGAAUAAAGUGGAUGGAGUGUUUAUUUUUGAUGAAUAAAGAAUUGUGAGAUGAAGAUUAUGUCUUUGAGUCUCUUCUUUUAUGUUUUGUAUGAGAGAGAUUAACAUAGAAACCUACUCGUUAUGUGGAAAUCUGUCCACGGCAACAUUGAGAGGAUACAAUGAACAGUUGGGCCUUCUGGCUUGGCGCCAAACUUUCAGCUUGAUGGGCCCCAAGUGCUAA